AUCCCUAAAUGGGUUAUUACGACCCCCGUACUGACAUGUUGAGUUGUUGCGUCCAAACUGGAACUGACUAUUACGCUUUUUCCAAUAACAACAGCCCUCGUUGCUAAACCUGUGUCUGUCGUGGAUUUACUAAGAAAUAUAAAAUUUAUUAUGCCGAGUUAGACUGUUAUUUUAAGGGGCAGUUGGUCGGUAUUUAUAUCGGAAUAGGACUGACAGACUUAGUCCGUUUCUAUGUAGGACACCCCUGUUGUUACUGGCUGCUGCUCCUGGCACUUCCUUGUUCAAAAGUUUUAUUUAGGAGAAGGCUUUAGGGGGAAAGUUGGUCACCGGGUUGGGAUUUUUCGACGUCGCUGUCAGCUUUAAAACACGGAUAAUAUGUGUCGCACAUUUUUGCGUGACUAGCCACUACUUCUUUCAUGGCUGAAACGGGUUUCUGGCACAACUGAAAGGCUCGAGAAGGAAGAAGAUGUCCACGGCUAACGUUAGCGAAGACAUCAGAGUGAAAUUCCCCCUGCAUUCCGCAGUGUGGGAAAAUGAUUACAGGAGACUGGAAGAGCAAAUAAAGUUACCACAGAAUGAUGUUGAGGCUGUGGAUCCCAGAGGCCGGACAGCUUUGCACCUCGCUGUGUCACUUGGACACCUGGAGUCUGUGAGAGUCCUUCUGAGACACGGCGCUCAAGUGACGAAAGAAAAUUCCUAUAAUUGGACAGUUGUCUGCGUUUGUGUAGUCCUGCAGGAAGCUGUCAGCACCGGAGAUCCAGAGAUGGUUCAGUUAGUGCUUCAACGCAGAGACUACCUGAAAGCUUCCACUGCUUUAGGAGGAGUGCCUGAGCUGCUGGCAAAGAUCAGAGAGUCUCCAGAUUUCUACAUGGAAAUGAAGUGGGAAUUCACUAGUUGGAUCCCUCUUCUGUCCCGGGUUUGUCCAAGUGAUGUGUGUCGCAUUUGGAAAAAUGGCGCCUGCCUGCGGGUGGAUGCCACUCUUCUAGGCUUCGAAAACAUGACCUGGAUCAGAGGCCGUAGGAGCUACAUCUUCCGAGGAGAUGAUUCUUAUGCAGAGUUGAUGGAGGUGAACCACGAUGACGAAGUGGUUGACAUUGAACGCUUCAACAUAUCCCAAGAAAUGGAGGAUGUCACAUUAGAAUCGAUGCAACCUGCCGAACAGGAAGUUGCCAAAAGAUUGACGACGCCUAUUGUCAACACGUACUUGGAUACAAAAGAUAUUGCUUUUGAAAGGCAAGGAGAGGCGGCCUCCACAGUGGCAUCUCAGAGUAAGUCUGGCAUUUGGGGCUGGAGAAGUGACAAAACAGAAGUUGUCAAUGGUUUUGAAGCAAAGGUUUUCAGUGUCAACAAUGUUAAUGUGGUUAUAAGGACAAGGACGGAGCACCUGACAGAUGAGGAGAAAGCCAGGAUUAAAAGUGAACGGAACAUCUUGGAGUCUCUUUUGGGCACUGUGGAGCAGCAUAUCAGCGCACAGGGGGACCUAACUCUUGAAUAUGCAACUGCAACAAAUCCUACCGCAAUCACUCCAGACGAGUAUUUUGAUCCUGACUUUGACCUUGGGGACAGAGACAUCGGCCGGCCCAUUGAACUGAGCAUUCGAACACAGAAGUUCAAAGGCACACUGUGGAUGAGUGAGGAGCACCCUCUAUCACUGGUGGAGCAGGUCACCCCCAUCAUCGACCUCAUGGCCAGGACCAGCUCCCACUUUGCACGGCUACGAGACUUUGUAGCUUUGAAGUUUCCCCCUGGAUUUCCUGUCAAAAUAGAAAUUCCCCUGUUUCACGUCCUGAAUGCCAAGAUUACCUUUGGUAAUGUAAAUAAGUGCAGCACUGAAGAGGAGGCCAGCACGGGAGCAGCCACCCCGACCUCCUCAGGGGAAGAAGAAGAAGCAACAGCAACGCCUCCUUUUCAGGUGUGUCCUUCAGUGUUUGAGGUUCCCGCCGGUUAUCACCGCCGAGGGGGCAGCCGCCACGCGCCCGUGUCCAACAACGACGAGGAGCUUUUGCAGUAUGCCAUCCACCAGAGUCUCCUGGAGUCUCGCAGUGGGCUUAGCCAGGAGGGGAUCUGGGAGGAUUCAGAUGGGGAUUUCACACACGUGAUGCCGAGCAGCCAGAGCGACAGGAGUAUCCCAGAGGGGGUGCUGGUGGAAUAUGAGAGCACCUCCAGCCCUGCCAGCUCGCCCUCCGCCUCCAGCCCCGACUCAGACCUCCGCCUGGCCAUGGAGCUGUCUGCACGCGCUCAAGAGGAAGAGGACAAGAUGAGGAGGCAGGAGGAAGAGGAACUGAAUAGGAUAUUGCAGCUCUCGCUCACUGAGAAGUGAAAGGAAUAAGAGGGAAUAAUACUGAUAAUAAUACUUUUCUAGAUCCAGAUGCAACAACCACACCUCAGUUUUCCUUCCUGCUCUGUCUCCAUCUAUGCAACCACAGGUCUCUUCUCUAACAGAUCCGUUUCGCACAGGCAACAACUAAUUCUUAAUUAUGUACCAAAAGGUUUUUCUGGUGGCAGGAAAGACAUUUCUAUAUUUCUACCUUGGUGUGUCUCUCCAUCCUGAUUCUCCAACAGUUUGAAAUGAUUUGGGUGGGGUAAUUUUCUUUCCUUGAAUUAAUUUUUGUGGGGGAUUUUUUUUUCCAAUUUAGGCUUACAGCCACACCCAUAUUUAUAAAUGAUAUCGUUGUCUGACUGGAGAGAUCUAUUUCACCAUGGUUCGAUGGUAAAAAAUGUUGGAUUGCUCCACGUGAUGUCAUGUGGUUUUGGCAGUUUGAUGCGACACGUCUGAUUAACGCGUGUCACUUCUUAUUUUUGACAGAGUACAGAGUACCAAAUUGGCUAGCUGUGAGCAUCUUGGACUUAGUUCAACAGGUAUGUUUUCACUGUGAAGUCUUCUUAGAAAGUCACAGUUACUCUUAACUUGAAAUUGAUUUGUCAAAUGUGAAGUUGUAGUCUGGUUAAUGUCCAUGGUGCGAAAUGGUACCUCUCAUACAUAUCACUAUGCUGCAGCAAUAGUUCACAAAGCUGGAUCUCCGAGUUAAAUUUUCCCAUAAAAAUGCAGUUUCAUGUACAGUCUACACCCGGGGGAAAAAAAGCAUACAGCUGUGAGAUAUCAAAUUCUAAGUCGGCCACAAAGCCGGCAACAAAUGAGCCUUUGCUGCAGCAUCAUCCAUUGUGGCUUAAGUUUUGAUAUUUCCUCUCAAUUUCCGGUAAGAAAAUCCAACGGAUUAUUUUUGUAAACUGUCACCAAGCAACUUCGCCUCAGUUCAAAAAUGCAAUAUCAGAGACCGGUUUUUCUGUGGAUUUACGACCGCCGUGCAGCUAUAAAGUUUCACAACUACCGUGGAAGACAUUAUUGGAGUUCAGGAGGACAGUUUGCCGUCUGAGCAGCCGUGAGCACCGCACAGCCCCCGAGCGGCAGAAUAAGCACCAGACAGGAACAUGAAGCAUGCAUAGCAGUAGUUUCUUCAGCAUGUGCCAAGGAUUGCUUUGCUCUGAACAGGCUGUGUGGUCCAGGCAUGGUGACAGAUUUGUGGAGUGCCACUGUAACUAAAUUUUUUCUAAACAAAAGUAAUUCUUUGUAAUUCAAAAACUUCAUCAAGAGUUUUCCUUUCUACCCGACUGAUGCUAAAUAUCAUGCAUUAACCACUAUAGAUGAUUUCACUAACUUCCAAACCACUUUUGAAAGGGUCUUUUUUUUAUUCAUUUGACUUGUCAGGGGCUUCUGCGCAAAUAUUAAUUGUAUUGACCAAGUUGCCAAACUGCUGAAUUUUGUGAAGGCUAGCUAAGGUAAUUUAAUGCUGAUCUUUUCAAUGCACCAUUUGAGCUAUUUUUUUUCCCUUUGUUUUUAUUUGAAGAUUUGUUCACAUUUUUAAGAGAGAAUGUGUCAGUUUGAAAAUGUUUGUCUAAAAUGUUCUUAAAUAAAAGCACUUUAUUUCCAUCAA
Molecule: messenger RNA, 3932 nt
Organism: Menidia menidia (Atlantic silverside)
Lineage: Eukaryota; Metazoa; Chordata; Actinopteri; Atheriniformes; Atherinopsidae
Source: the annotation of a GenBank genome assembly